This is a messenger RNA of Orycteropus afer afer, 1659 nucleotides long. It is a transcript of the gene KCNV2, whose product is annotated as potassium voltage-gated channel modifier subfamily V member 2. The record is from RefSeq and is a predicted model, not a curated record. Gene Ontology annotation, cellular component: voltage-gated potassium channel complex; membrane. NCBI's taxonomy places the organism in Eukaryota, Metazoa, Chordata, Mammalia, Tubulidentata, Orycteropodidae. Gene Ontology annotation, molecular function: voltage-gated potassium channel activity. Bases 1 to 1659 code for a protein of 552 amino acids. The transcript has 2 exons. Gene Ontology annotation, biological process: protein homooligomerization; potassium ion transmembrane transport.
AUGCUGAAGCAGAGUGAGAGAAGGCGGUCUUGGGGCUACAAGCCCUGGAACACCGUGGAGACUGAGGAUGCGACCCACACAGGGGGCAGCCACCACCGCAGGAGCAUCUGCUCGAUGGGUGGUCGCUCUGGCUCCCAGGCCAGCAUCCCCCCGUGGACCGAAGGGAACUACAACUACUACAUUGAGGAGGACGAGGAUGGAGCUGAGGAGGACCCAUGGAAGGAUGAGCUGGCCGAGGAGACCAACAGCACCCAAGAUGACCUUGCUGACAUUCCAUCCCUAUCCUCUACCCUGAAGGUGAACGUGGGUGGCCAAAGCUACUACCUGGACUACACCCAGCUGGCCUGCUACCCCAAGACGCGCCUGGGCCGCCUGGCCACCUCCACCAGCCGCAGCCGUCAGCUGGGCCUGUGUGACGACUACGAGGCGCGCACGGACGAGUACUUCUUCGACCGCGACCCAGCUGUCUUCCAGCUAGUCUACAACUUCUACGCAUCGGGUGUGCUGCUGGUGCGAGAUGAGCUGUGCCCCCGUAGCUUCCUGGAGGAGCUGGGCUACUGGGGCGUGCGACUGAAGUACACACCGCGCUGCUGCCGCAUCUGCUUCGAGGAAAGGCGCGACGAGCUGGCAGAGCAGCUCAAGAUUCAGCGCGAGCUGCGCGCCCAGGCGCAGGCCGAGGAGGGAGAGGAGCUCUUCCGCCACAUGCGUUUCUAUGGCCCGCAGCGGCGACGCCUCUGGAACCUUUUGGAAAAGCCUUUCUCGUCGGUGGCCGCCAAGGCCAUCGGGGUGGCCUCCAGCCUCUUCGUGCUGGUGUCCGUGGUGGCGCUGGCGCUCAACACGGUGGAGGAGAUGCAGCUGCCGCGGGGAACGCGGGGCGCAGGGGGCGGUGGUGACCCACGGCCUCUGCUAGAGCACGUGGAGCUGCUGUGCAUCGCUUUCUUCACACUCGAGUACCUGCUGCGCCUGGCCUCCACGCCCGAUCUGCGGCGCUUUGCGCGUGGCGCCCUUAACCUGGUCGACCUAGUGGCCAUCCUGCCACUCUACCUGCAGCUGCUGCUGGAGGCGGUCGUGGGUGACGAUGGUCAGGGCUCGGGGCGGGAGCACGACCUGGAGACAGUGGGCCGCGUGGGCAAGGUGGGCCAAGUGCUACGCAUCAUGCGCCUCAUGCGCAUUUUCCGCAUCCUCAAGCUGGCCCGCCACUCCACCGGGCUGCGUGCCUUUGGCUUCACACUGCGCCAGUGCUACCAGCAGGUGGGCUGCCUGCUGCUCUUCAUCACCAUGGGCAUCUUCGCCUUCUCAGCGGCCGUCUACUCCGUGGAGCACGACGUGCCUGGCACCAACUUCACCAGCAUUCCCCACUCAUGGUGGUGGGCCGCGGUGAGCAUCUCCACUGUGGGCUAUGGAGACAUGUACCCUGAGACCCACCUGGGCAGGCUCUUUGCCUUCCUCUGCAUUGCUUUUGGGAUCAUCCUCAAUGGGAUGCCCAUCUCCAUCCUCUACAACAAGUUCUCUGACUACUACAGCAAGCUCAAGGCUUAUGAGUAUACAGCCAUAAGGAGGGAACGGGGGAAGGUGGACUUCCUGCAGAGGGCCAGGAAGAAGAUGGCUGAAUGCUUGGCUGGAAGCAACCCACAACCCACCUCCAAGCAAGAGAACUGA